AUGUCGACAAGAAGAAGCCUUAGAUCUCAGCGCCACACUCAAGACGACGAGCGCGACGUCGUCGUCGAUGGGCACGAAUCAGACGACCGCGGCGAGAACGCGGAGAACGUCGACAAGGAACAAAUGAUCUGGGAUGCGUUCAGGGAGGAGCAUUAUGAAGCGAUUGAGCAGCUGCCAUUGACGUUGCACAGACAGUUUACUCUCAUGCGCGAACUAGAUCAGCAAGCCAAAGGUCACACGUCGAAUCUCUUGCCCACCUUGCAGCUUUAUAUUCGCAAGAGAAGGGAAAUAGCCCGUUCCAAAGCGCCAGAGAACCUCCAGGCAGAAUCAACAUCUCCCCGCUUGAGCCACAAGGACGACGAUACUCCCUCAUCGUCUCCUAACAGCCAGUCUCCUAUCUCAAACGGAAUGGAGGCGCGAACAACGAGGGAACUCCUUUCGCACAUUGCUAGACUAGCCGAAGACCUCUCGAGCGCGUCUGAAGAGAAGGUCAACCUUGCUCAGGCAGCAUGUGACUCAAUAGACAGGCAGAUCCGUCAAAUAGACCAAGCUAUCAAGGAGCAAGAAGCUGCUAUCUCUCUUGGCUCUCAUUCCGGCACCAGUCUUGCACCAGUCAUUCUCCCUGAUUUGGCCGCCGUUCCUCGUUGGUCGAGGAUGACCCAUGUAGAGAUCAGCGACGAGGAAGAAGGAGAGGCUCCUUUGCCGUUGCAAGACGACGAAGGGAUGGUGCUUGGGGUAACAACAAAUGCUCCUGGUAAAAGACGGAGAGGGAGGCCGAAGGGACAGCCCAAGGUUACGGAAGCUCAAGGUUUAGUGGGAGCGGAACCGCGUCGGCGCGAGACCCGAUCACUCAAAAUCUUACCUCCGAAACCUCCAAACGACGACGAGGACGUGUACUGCCUUUGCCAAGGUUCGAAGGAAGAUGCUAUGAUCGCGUGCGAUGGCGAGCACUGCAAAUAUGAAUGGUUUCAUUGGUCGUGCGUCGGUGUGACCCAGGAAAUCGAGGGCAAGUGGUUCUGUCCCGAAUGCAGGACUCAACCUCAGGCUCAUGGCCGUCGUCGGAAGAGUGUCGUACAGUAG
Molecule: messenger RNA, 1080 nt
Organism: Pleurotus ostreatus (oyster mushroom)
Lineage: Eukaryota; Fungi; Basidiomycota; Agaricomycetes; Agaricales; Pleurotaceae
Exons: 6
Coding region: 1-1080 (359 amino acids)
Source: RefSeq, a predicted model, not a curated record